This is a messenger RNA of Sardina pilchardus (European sardine), 4656 nucleotides long. It is a transcript of the gene jak2a, whose product is annotated as Janus kinase 2a. The transcript has 25 exons. Gene Ontology annotation, biological process: cytokine-mediated signaling pathway; protein phosphorylation; growth hormone receptor signaling pathway via JAK-STAT. The record is from RefSeq and is a predicted model, not a curated record. Lineage: Eukaryota; Metazoa; Chordata; Actinopteri; Clupeiformes; Clupeidae. The coding region runs from base 154 to 3501 and encodes 1115 amino acids. Gene Ontology annotation, molecular function: non-membrane spanning protein tyrosine kinase activity; growth hormone receptor binding; ATP binding. Gene Ontology annotation, cellular component: cytoskeleton; membrane; cytosol.
GUUGUCUUGCAGUGAUGACACUUUACAGAACGGCACGAGUGGAUAACAUUAGCUGACGACCCAACGUCUCUGAAAUUUAGAGAUAACACGGCCAGGAGUUCACACCCAAGGAUCCGAAAAGCAGUAGAAGCGGAUGUGACUGCAGAAGAGCACAUGGGCUGUAUUGCUGUGAUCACCAUGGAGACGCCCGUUUUUCCUUUACCUGCUCAUCAGAAUGGUGAUGUUUUUGUGGCCAAGCUCACACACCCUGCUUUACACAUCCAGAUUUACCACCAGGAGCAGGCAGGGCCUGAGGGAAGCCCACUCACAUACCCUGCUGGUCAAUAUGUGGCAGAGGAGCUCUGCAUCGAUGCAGCCAAGGAGUGUGGUGUGAACCCAAUGUACUUCAACCUUUUUGGACUUAUGAGAGAAAGUGAUAGGAUGUGGUUUCCGCCCAAUCACAUCUUUAAACUGGAUGACUCAGCAUGCGAAAAGCUGCUCUUCAGGAUAAGGUUUUAUUUUCCUGGCUGGCACAGCAGUGGGCCUGGUAGUGCCCAUCGCUAUGGAGUUACUAAAGGCUCAGAAACCCCUGUUUUAGAUGAUACAGUCAUGGCUUAUCUAUUUGCUCAGUGGAGGUGUGACUUUCUAAAUGGCUGGUUGAGCAUUCCAGUUAGUCAUGAAGCUCAAGAGGAAUGUCUGGGUAUGGCUGUGCUGGAUAUGAUGAGAUUGGCUAAAGAGAGGGGCCAGUCCCCUGUGGACAUUUACAAUGACAACAGCUACAAAUCUUUUUUGCCCAAGGAUAUGCGUGCUCACAUUCAAGACUACCACUUUGUGACACGAAAGAGAAUCCGAUAUCGCUUUAAAAGGUUCAUCCAGCAGUUCAGUGAGUGCAAGGCAGCUGCCCGCGAUCUGAAACUGAAGUAUCUAGUGAACCUGGAGAGCCUUCAGCCUGCUGCCUUCUCUGAGCAAUUUCGUGUUAAUGAACACACCGCUGGAGAUGUCACCAUUGUUGUCACAGCUAACCAUGGCAUUCAGUGGUUCUGUGAAAAUGUCAAAGAGGAGCAGGAAUAUCAGACAUAUUGUGAUUUCCCAGAUGUCAUUGACAUCAGUGUCAAGCAGGCCAGCAAAGAUGGGUCAAAUGAAUGUCGUAUAGUAACCUUAAACCGUCAGGAUAAUCAAACUCUGGAGCUGGAGUUUAACUCUCUCGAAGAGGCUUUAUCUUUUGUGUCCCUCAUAGAUGGCUACUACAGGUUUAUUGCAGAUGCCAAUCAUUAUCUGUGUAAAGAAGUGGCUUCGCCUAGGUUGUUAGAGGCCAUCCAGAGCUAUUGCCAUGGCCCUAUCUCAAUGGAGUUUGCGAUCAACAGGCUACGUCAAUGUGGCAACCACAAAGGCCUGUACAUCUUGCGCUGCAGCCCAAAGGAUUAUAACAAGUUCUUCCUCUCCUUCAUAGUGGGGUAUGAUGGUGUGGUGGAAUACAAACACUGUCAAAUUGUGAAAAUGCCUUCUGGGGAGUACAACCUGAGUGGUGCCAAACGAAGUUUCGGGAGCUUGCUUGAGCUCCUGCACCGCUACCAAAAGGAGGCACUGCGAUCUGAUGGACACAUUUUCCAAUUCACCAAAUGCUGCCCACCUAGGAGUCAUGAUAAAACUAAUCUGCUGGUGUGUAGACGUAACCAGGGAUUGGAUGUGCCUCUGUCACCCUCACUCUUCAAACACAGUAUCAGCCAGAUGGUUUUUCACAAGAUACGCAAGGAGGACCUGGAAGUUAAUGAGAGUCUUGGCCAAGGAACGUUCACAAAAAUAUUUCGUGGCAUGCGAAAAGAGUUGGGUGACUAUGGAGAGGUUUAUGAGAUGGAGGUGAUCAUGAAAAUUCUCGAAAAGACUCACCGUAAUUACUCAGAGUCCUUUUUUGAGGCUGCCAGCAUGAUGAGCCAGCUGUCACAUAAGCACCUGCUGUUGAACUAUGGCGUAUGCGUAUGCACAGAUGAAAAUAUAAUGGUGCAGGAGUAUGGGAAGUUUGGCUCGCUGGAUACAUAUCUAAAGAAAAACAGGAACUCUAUUAACAUCACCUGGAAACUGGAAGUGUCCAAACAACUAGCUUGGGCCAUGCACUACCUGGAGGAUAAGGGUCUUGUUCACGGGAAUGUUUGUGCCAAAAAUGUGCUGCUGAUUCGAGAAGAGGAUAGGAAGACUGGCAAUCCUCCUUUCAUCAAGUUGAGUGACCCUGGAAUCAGCAUCACAGUUUUGCCUAAAGAUGUUCUGCUAGAAAGGAUUCCAUGGGUGCCUCCUGAAUGUGUUGACAAUCCACGGAACCUUAGUGGGGCUACAGAUAAAUGGAGCUUUGGUACCACUCUGUGGGAAAUCUGCAGUGGAGGGGAGAAACCCCUAAGUACUCUGGACAGCUCAAAGAAAAAUCUUUUUUAUGAGGACCGGCACCAACUUCCUGCCCCCAAGUGGACAGAGCUGGCAAAUCUUAUCAACAGCUGCAUGGACUAUGAGCCUUUGCACCGGCCCUCCUUCCGAGCUGUGAUCAGAGAUCUGAACAGCCUUUUUACUCCAGAUUAUGAGCUGCUUGUGGAAAGUGACAUGGUGCCAAUCAGAGCUCGAGGUUUUGGAUUCCCCGGGGCAUUUGAGAGCCAGGAGCCAGCACAGUUUGAGGAACGACAUCUCAUCUUCUUGCAACAGCUUGGGAAGGGAAACUUUGGCAGUGUGGAGAAGUGCCGUUACGACCCACUAGAAGACAACACAGGAGAAGUAGUAGCAGUUAAGAAACUCCAGCACAGCACUGCUGAGCAUCUACGUGACUUCGAGCGUGAAAUUGAAAUCCUCAAGUCUCUCCAGCAUGAUAACAUUGUCAAAUAUAAGGGGGUGUGCUAUAGUGCAGGCCGGAGGAACCUGAGGCUGGUGAUGGAGUACCUGCCUUUUGGAAGCCUAAGGGACUAUCUCAUCAAGAAUAAGGAGCGCUUUGAUCACAAGAAACUCCUCCACUAUGCCUCCCAGAUCUGCAAGGGAAUGGACUACCUGGCCACAAAGCGCUACAUCCACAGAGACCUUGCCACGCGAAACAUUCUAGUGGAGAGUGAACUGAGGGUGAAAAUUGGAGACUUUGGACUUACAAAAGUGCUGCCACAGGAUAAAGAAUACUACACUGUCAGGGAGCCAGGAGAGAGCCCUAUAUUCUGGUAUGCUCCUGAGUCUCUGACUGAGAGUAAAUUUUCUGUUGCCUCUGAUGUAUGGAGCUUCGGAGUCGUACUUUAUGAGCUCUUCACCUACAGUGACAAGAAUUGCAGUCCUCCAGCUGUCUUUAUGGAGCAGAUGGGAAGUGAUAAACAGGGUCAGAUGAUUGUGUACCACCUGAUUGACCUCCUCAAGAAGGGCUAUAGACUUCCUGCCCCAGAGGGAUGUCCACAGGAGAUCCAACAACUUAUGAGUGAGUGCUGGAGCAGUGACCCCAUCCAGCGGCCAUCCUUCAAAGGCCUUAGCCAGUCUGUAGACACAAUAUGGGAUGGCAAGGAGGGAUGACAUACCUCUCUCAUUGUCUGCUGCACCAAAGAGACCAUAAUUCCUCAAGUUAUGGAGGCCCUCAAAAGGAACAUUCUAUAACCAAGACAGGGAAAGCAAUGCCAUUAGAUCCCUGUGCAUUUUUGAUCUACCAGCCCUUGUGCUUAAUGUUAUACAGUUCUUCAGCUGCCUGUGCUUCUGUUUGUCUGUGGCCAGCAGCCUGAUGUUGUGCCUGUUGUCCUCGUAUGUUGACCAUCAGUGCUGACACUUUGGUGUAGUGGCUGUACUGUCAGCACAGUGAUUUGGGGGUUGAUGACCAGAUGUUGUCUUCAUGCAAGUCAUUUUAGACUUACAUCAGCCAUCCAUGGGCCCAAAAAUAGUUUUUCCUAUAAAAAGAAGGUUACAUUCAAUUAAUAGAGAAUGAAAAAAAAUCUUUGAAAGCAAUUUCACAUGUUAAGUGAUGGUGCUUAAAAGUGAACAAGGUCUUGUAUGCUGUGCAUAGAUUGGAAACGUUCAUCAUCACUGUUUUUUGUUUGUUUGGCUUUGAAAGAUGGCAAGGCUGAAAUUGUCAUAAGAAAAUGAAAAUAUGAUUUAAAUCCCACAAGAGGCCAAGAUGAUUCAUUACACAUUUUCCAAGUGCCCUAUUUAUAUAUGUAUAUGUAUAUAUUUUAAAUGAUCUCGUGGUCUUUCUUCAUCUCUGGAAGGAGAUUGUGUAGCUAUACCUGUAACCCUGCUGUUGGUGCAUAGAGGAAAAACUGGCAACUCACUGAUCUGCAACAAAUCUUUUUAUAGUGAUUCCUGUUGUUGUCUUCCUUUGUUGCAGCUGUGCUGCUGAUAUAUCCUUUGACCAGCUAACUUCUCAGACACACUGAGGAGAGUCUAUGGAGAAAGAAUUAAGAGUAUAUUAAGUGUCGUAUGAUCAGGACUGAGGAAACUAUAUAUUUUUUUAUUUGCAAAAGAUAUUUUUCAUUGAAUGAAUGUAACAUUGUUUGUUUUACUAUUACAGAGCUCAAAUGAUUGUAUAACAUGAAUCAGUGUUUUUGAUGUGGUUAUAUGAGGUAUACAUUGUUUCAAGUAGUUGCAAAUGUCUUUCCAAGACCAGCGGCAGGUGGAUAUGGGCUGUUUGGUUUUAAAAUGUUGUCAGUGCUUCAUUAAAUUCUCUGACUAAUAAUGUCA